GCCAAAGGGACACACUUUGCAGGAAAAAAAAAUGUGUAUAAGAGAAGUAGUUGUGAAACUGAUAAACUGCCUUGCUCUCGCAUUAGAGACUAGUCAAUCCAAACCCUUGCUCUCUAACCUUAUAUCCCCACAGCCCCUUUCGUUUUCCUUCAUUCAAGAAAACCCAAAAACUUCUUUUGUGAUCACAUAAGCAAAAAAAAAGAAAACACAAGGAGAAAAGAAUGGAAUCAGUUGUUUCUGAGCUGGAAGGGGUUCUUCUGAAAGACCCAGACCCUUUCUGUUACUUCAUGUUGGUGGCGUUUGAGGCGUCCGGGUUAAUCCGGUUCGCUUUGUUGCUGUUGUUUUGGCCAGUGAUUCGGUUGCUGGACAUGUUAGGAUUGGAUGAUGCAGGGUUGAAGUUGAUGACCUUUGUCGCUACGGCGGGGCUUCGAGAGGCGGAGAUUGAAUCAGUGUCGAGAGCUGUUUUGCCAAAGUUUUACAUGGAUGAUGUCGACAUGGAGGCUUGGAAAGUGUUUAGCUCGUAUGAUAAAAGAGUUGUGGUGACUAAGACGCCUAGGAUUAUGGUGGCGAGGUUCGUCAAGGAGCAUCUACGAGCUGAUGAGGUCCUUGGAAGUGAACUUGUGGUAAACCGGUUUGGGUUUGCUACUGGUUUCGUUAAGGGUGAUAUCGCUUCUAUUUCGAGUAGAGUUGCCAAGUUGUUUGUCGACGAAGAGCCUACUUUGGGGCUUGGAAGAGCUCCGUCAAGCUUUCAGUUCUUGUCUCUAUGCAAAAAGCAAAUGCACCCACCAUUGAUGACCAACCAAAACCUCCACGACCACCAGCUGCUCCGCCCCCUCCCAGUGAUUUUCCACGACGGCCGCCUCGUGAAGCGACCGACCCCUUCAACCGCUCUCCUAAUCCUUCUGUGGAUGCCAUUAGGCAUCUUACUAGCAACCAUCCGUAUCGUCGUCGGCCUAAUCCUUCCAAUGCGAGUUAUCCCCUACAUGUCCCGUUUAUUUGGUGGUAAGAUCAUCGUCAAAGGCAAACAACCGCCACCUGUUUCCGGUAGCAGCUCCGGGGUCUUAUUCGUUUGCACACAUAGAACCCUGAUGGACCCCGUGGUGUUAUCCGCCGUGCUCAUGCGCAGAAUCCCAGCAGUCACAUACUCCAUUUCGAGAUUAUCCGAGAUCCUGUCACCAAUCCCGACGGUGAGACUAACAAGAAUCCGGGAAGUCGAUGCCGAGAAAAUCAAGCGUGAACUAGCCAAAGGUGACCUAGUGGUUUGCCCCGAAGGAACAACUUGUAGGGAACCAUUUUUAUUAAGGUUUAGUGCCCUCUUUGCUGAAUUGACAGACCGAAUCGUCCCGGUUGCCAUGAACUACAGGGUAGGGUUUUUCCAUGCAACCACAGCUAGAGGCUGGAAAGGCCUGGACCCAAUCUUCUUCUUCAUGAACCCUAGACCCGUUUACGAGGUGACGUUCCUGAACCAACUGCCGGCGGAAGCCACGUGUUCGUCGGGAAAAAGCCCGCACGACGUGGCGAACUACGUGCAAAGAAUCCUGGCCGCUACGUUAGGGUUUGAGUGCACGAACUUUACUAGGAAAGACAAGUACAGGGUAUUGGCUGGGAAUGAUGGAACAGUUUCAUGCACUUCUUUUGUUGAUCAGGUUAAGAAGGUGGUGAGCACUUUUAAGCCUUUUUUUCAAUGAAAUUAUCAAGAACAAAAAAAU
Molecule: messenger RNA, 1709 nt
Organism: Theobroma cacao (cacao)
Lineage: Eukaryota; Viridiplantae; Streptophyta; Magnoliopsida; Malvales; Malvaceae
Product: glycerol-3-phosphate acyltransferase 5-like
Biological process (GO): cutin biosynthetic process
Cellular component (GO): membrane
Molecular function (GO): glycerol-3-phosphate 2-O-acyltransferase activity; phosphatase activity
Source: RefSeq, a predicted model, not a curated record